This is a messenger RNA of Hemiscyllium ocellatum (epaulette shark), 932 nucleotides long. Its product is annotated as testis-expressed protein 52-like. The record is from RefSeq and is a predicted model, not a curated record. Bases 136 to 747 code for a protein of 203 amino acids. Lineage: Eukaryota; Metazoa; Chordata; Chondrichthyes; Orectolobiformes; Hemiscylliidae. The transcript has 2 exons.
CAACCAUCAUUGGAGAGGCCUGAAAGGCACCCUGCACCAGCUUCAAAAUCACUUCCAGGUGGAAGUGGAGAAUUUCUGUUAGAAGAUAAACAUGUAAGAUUUACCGGAUUUCAACCCAAUGUACAGCAAAGAAUUAUGCUUCAACCACCCCCACACAAAGACGUGAUUGGAGAGUUCUUUCACAGAAUGCAUAAUUCUCUGCAGAACCACUGCCCCUCUUUAAAACACCAUGAAUGGCUGAAUGUUGGAAAGUUUUCACCUAUCUUCUCUAACAGGCCAGACAGAGAGAUUGACAGUAACGUCUGGAGAUGUUAUGUUUCCCAAGGUUCGAAACAUCCUUCUAGCACAGGCCAAGCACGUGUUUCCAAAUUGAUAGCUUCGCUAUAUCCAAUCAGCAUUCCACCGCCUUCAAAAAUGGGGGAAAAUACCUGGCUGCAUUUUGUGUCGCAUGGAAAUCUGUACCUUGAUUUACAGGGCAAGAAGAAAGCAAUUGCAUUAUUGGAAAAAGAGCAGGAACACAACAGGAAGUUAAAGAUCAAGAGUGAAAGCAGAAUGCCUCCAAUUGACAGCCAUGGCAACAUCCUCCCUCCAGGACAUUCCAAAGGGCAUCUUGUCAGCACUCCACAACUACUACCUUGCUGUAUCAUUCCUGAUACAAAGGAAUACAAGACAACCAGCUGCAACUUUAAGGACCAAAGAGCUUUUUUAGAGACAAUUUCACUCUGCAGCUGCUCAUGUGAAACCUGAAUGCAAGAAAGCAGGGAAAAUGAAAUGGCUCCUUACUUACUAGGAUAGCUAGUAACUAAUCAAAACCUCUUCUGGGCUUUGUUAAAAGAAAGUGCAGGUAAUGUUAAAGGAGUUGUUGAUACUGGAACAUUAAUACAGCAGUGAACAUAAGCUCAGUGUCUGUGAUAAAGAUAUUUAUAUAAUUU